AUGCCGGCUGCUACUGAGGUCAAGUUCCAACAAGAUGUCACCCGAGACUCGCUCCGGACCCGAACCGCCAGCAGCAUGCCUCCGUUCAGUAGUGCGAGUGGGAGCAGCAGCACCAGACAGCAGCAGCUGCAGCAACAGGACAAGCCGCAUCGGUGGAUCAAGCGCUACAGGACAGAGGUAGCUGCCAGCUCCGCCAGCGUGCUGUCGACCAUCACGGCCUUCCCCCUCGACAGCGUCAAGACCCGCCUGCAGACUUAUCCCUACAACGGCUUUGUGCAUUGCGUGCAGAGGACGUAUCAGUCGGAGGGGGUUCGCGGCUUCUUUCGAGGUGUGACCGCCCCCUUGGCUAGUGUCACCCUCGUACGAACCGUGUCCUUCUCGAUAUACCAACGCUCCAAGUACGUCUACUCGGAUUGGAUGGGGAAGCACCUUGGGUUUUGCCCGCUCGAGCAUGUCAAUAAGAAUGGCGCGUAUCCGACGCUGGGCACCAUUGCCUGUUUUGGAGCUGCAGGGGCUACUGCUGGCUCAGGUAUCACCUUUAUCGCAUGCCCCUUCGAGCUGACCAAGAUCAGUGCCCAAGUGUCCGUCCUCAUGGCAAAUCAGAAGAAUGCAGAUCCGAAAUGCCAGGAGAUUGCCAUGAGUUACCACAACAAGGGCACGAUCCAGACACUGCGGAACCUGAUAAAGCAUAGGGGGUUCAGUGGGAUGUAUACCGGUCUCAACUUGCACCUUCUGCGAGACACUUUGGGUACUGGGAUCUACUUUGCUACCUAUGAAAGUAGCAAACAACUUUUGACUACGUUCAGCGGCAAGGAUGCGCACAAGAAUCCCAUUGCCGUUCUGGCCGCAGGAGCUCUCUGCGGCAUCGUCUCAUGGGCCCUUAUUUAUCCUAUCGACUCGGUGAAGAGCAUAUACCAGCGCAAUGCUCUCAUGUAUUCGAAAGGCCAAAAGGUGCCCAUUCCCAAGAUUCACUUUUUCAGAAAAGACAUGUAUCGCGGGCUCGGCGUAUCCAUGGGGAGGUCAGCUGCUGUGAAUGCCGUCUUCUUCUCCGCCUUCGAGUUCUUCAAGAAGAAGAUCAACGCCCUCGAGGAUACACCUGCCGAGUGA
Molecule: messenger RNA, 1107 nt
Organism: Neoarthrinium moseri
Lineage: Eukaryota; Fungi; Ascomycota; Sordariomycetes; Amphisphaeriales; Apiosporaceae
Exons: 5
Coding region: 1-1107 (368 amino acids)
Biological process (GO): transport
Molecular function (GO): transmembrane transporter activity
Source: RefSeq, a predicted model, not a curated record